This is a messenger RNA of Mytilus trossulus (common blue mussel), 5322 nucleotides long. RefSeq lists its product as uncharacterized. The transcript is spliced from 2 exons. Gene Ontology annotation, biological process: DNA integration. The record is from RefSeq and is a predicted model, not a curated record. Gene Ontology annotation, molecular function: nucleic acid binding. NCBI's taxonomy places the organism in Eukaryota, Metazoa, Mollusca, Bivalvia, Mytilida, Mytilidae. Bases 1 to 5322 code for a protein of 1773 amino acids.
AUGGCUACCGAUAGACGGAAAGAAGACUGUCUGGACUUCAGUGAUGUAAAACGGACUCGUAGUACGAAUUUAGCGCAGCUUACUAAAUUGUACAAAGAAUUGGAGAAGAAUUUAAUUUCAUAUGAGAACGUGGAACAUGCAAAACAAUUAUAUUCAAAGUUAUGUGAAAGGUUUGAACAAUUUAAGUUAGCACACUUACAGUGUUUAGAUUUGUGUACACAAUCAGAAGUUAUAGCAAAUUUGGAAGUGAACUAUGAACGUUGUCAUGAGAACUUUGUAGAAUUCCGGGAUAGAUUUUCUCAGUAUAUCGCGAGUGAAAAAUCGCAUGAAGAGGAAAUACCCGAAGAAAGUGAUACAGUUUCAAUUGAUAGCAGUUUGAGUUCACGAUCUUCAGUUUCAUCACAAUCUAGAUUUCGCAGUGCCAAAGCUAAGCGGCUAAUCGCAGAACUUAAACUCAGGAAAUUAUCAGAACAGCAUGAACUAGAGCGUGCACAAAUAGAAAUUAAAUUUAGACAACAGGUAUUUAAUCAACUAUCCGAGAUGGAAGAGGCCAAUAUCGAAGAAUCAGUGUGGCAAGAAGCAGUGGAAGAAGACACAGAUAAUACCAGUGGAAUCGUGAACAUUCGGAACAUUUCGCAAACAGUCUCGCAAACAUUACAGAGCUCUGUUCCUGCGAGUGAAAAGUGUAUUAAUAUGAACUCUCUUUCCGGACAAACUGCAGCAAAUGAUAAACCAAAGAUGAACAUUAAUAACAGUACACAGGGAAUCAGUGCUCAGUCUGGAUUUUCGGAUGUAAGUGUUUCUAGCAUAGAUUCGGCUUUUCAACGCCUAGCAUCUACACUUCACGAAGGGUUUAAUUUGCCAAAACCAGAAUUAUUAACUUUUAAUGGAACUCCGUUAGACUAUAGUAAGUUUAUACGGAACUUUGAGACAAACAUUGAAGGUAGAAUAAGUGAUAAUAGUUUGAGACUGAGUUAUUUAAUUCAGUACUGUAGAGGUGAAGCCAAGUGUUGUAUAGAAGAUUGUGUAUUAUUAGAUUCUGAUGAGGGUUACAAACGUGCUAGGGCAAUAUUGUACUCCCGAUACGGUAGGCCACAUGUAAUUGCUGGAUCAUUUAUUGAAAAAUUAGUGUACGGCGCUCAGAUUAAAGCGUCAGAUAUUGAAGGUUUAUCUAAAUUGGCAUUAGAAAUGCAAAAAUGUGAAAUCACAUUGUCUCAGUUAGGUUUUAAUUCAGAUAUUGAUAAUUCUGAAAAUUUAAGGUGUAUUGUUAAACGCUUUCCAAUGCAUAUGAGAACAAAAUGGGUCGACAUUGCUCAUUCAAUUAGUGAGUCUGGUAGAGAACCCCGUUUUUCUGACUUAGCUAAAUUUGUAGACGAAAAAUCACGCAUUGCUAGUUCUAUGUAUGGGUACGAUCUUUGUAGAGAAAACAAUCAGAACAAGACUGAUAAUAGGGUUUUUACAAGUAAACAUCAUAAUAAUGAUACAGUUAAUAGUAAGGUUACUACGUUAAGUACUCAAAGUUUAAAUAACACAGCUAAAUAUGAGCACAAAUGUAAAUGUUGUACAGGUACUUGUGUAGAUUUGACAGCUUGUAGCAAAUUCAAGUCAAUGAGUUUAGAUGAUAGUUGGUCUAAGCCCGGUUUUGAUCAUGCAGCUACUCAGCCUUCAGUUAAUUGCGCAGCUACUAAAGGUUCUAUGAUUAAGAACUGUUUAGGAAUUAUUCCUGUCCUCGUUAAGGGUCGGAACGGUAACUCUUGCAAAACAUUUGCCUUGCUAGAUGACGGAGCAGAUAAAACUUUAUGUGAUGAACGAUUACUUCAGAAAUUAAAUAUAGCCAGCAAGCCGGUCACUUUCGAGAUGUCUACUGUCAGCUCUUCUGGUAGUACAAUUCACGGUCAAGAAGUUGACUUACAAGUAAAAGCUAUUGACGGAAAUGAUAACGUGUCGUUAAAAAAGGUCUGGUCAGUUAAGAAGCUUCCAAUUUCUACUCGAUCUGCCGCAGAAAAUGUAGAUAUAAGAAAAUUGCCGUAUUUGGCCGAUAUACAGAUACCCUCUACUGAUUUAACCGAGGUCAUGUUGUUAAUUGGUACAGAUUCACCUAACGCUCACAUUCCGUUAGAAGUAAGGUCCGGUAACGAAAACCAACCAUAUGUAAUUCGCUCACGCCUCGGAUGGGCUAUUCGUGGUCCUAUUGAAGAUACGCAUGCGUCAAACGUUAUAAAUGUACAUUUUGAGGAGGCAAGGGAUGUUUUGUUGCAGCGACAAUUAGAAUCGAUGUGGACCUCUGAUUUUGAUGAUAGAGCACGAGAAGACAAGAAUGGCUUGUCUAUAGAGGAUAAAGAGGCUAUGAAAAUGAUGGAAUCAUCUAUAACGCAGGAAGAUGGCCAUUUCAAGCUCGGACUACCUUGGCGCGAUAGAGAGACCACGCUACCUAAUAACAUGGUUCUUGCACAUGCCCGCUUACAACAAUUGAAACGCAAAUUGUCAAGUAAUGAGACGUUACAUAAAAUGUAUACGACAACUGUCAAUGAUUAUAUAGAAAAGGGAUAUGCCAAGGAGGUGACUAAUAUUGAGUCUAAAUCAAAACGUGUUUGGUAUUUACCUCAUCACCCAAUAACAAAUGAAAAUAAACCUGGAAAAGUUCGUGUAGUAUUUGACUGCGCAUCGAAGUAUCAAGGAAUUUCACUUAACAGCCAACUCCUACAGGGGCCCGAUUUAAUGAACAGUUUAGUAGGUGUAAUUAUCAGGUUCAGACAAGACAAAGUAGCUCUAGCUGCCGAUAUUGAAGCCAUGUUUCAUCAGGUACGUGUUCGAGAAGACGACUGUGAUGCGUUGCGGUUUUUAUGGUGGCCUAACGGGAAUUUAGAUCAGAAACCUAAAAUUUAUUGUAUGAACGUUCACUUGUUUGGGGCUACAUCAUCGCCAAGUUGUACUGCAUAUGCACUUAAACGUACGGCAAGAGAUUAUGCACAUUUAUUUGACCAAGAAGUUGCGCUAACUGUAGAAAGAAAUUUCUACGUCGACGACUGCCUGAAAUCUGUACCAUCAGAGCAACAAGCUAUUAAACUCGCUACAGACCUGCAAUCAAUGUUAAAAAUGGGUGGUUUCCGACUUACAAAAUGGCUCAGUAACAAAAGAAAUGAUUUGAAUGCAAUACCAGAAUCAGAACGCGCUUCAUCGGUAGUCAGUCUUGGACCUAGUGAUAUGUUGCCAAGUGACAAAGCCUUAGGUGUUAUUUGGGAUGUGAAUGAAGACAAAAUCAAAUUUAAAGUAAAACUGUCAGACAAACCUCUGACAAGGCGUGGUAUACUAUCAGUCGUUAGCUCCAUAUUUGACCCUCUUGGACUGGUUUCUCCAGUUACACUUAGAGCAAAAGCUAUUGUACAGCACUUAUGCAAAGAGAAGUUUAGGUGGGAUGAACAAAUUCCACAAGAGUACCAUGAUAAAUGGAAAAGUUGGGUGAAGAACUUGCCAUGUUUAGAAAAUUUGUCCGUAAACCGUUGUUUCCUACCACGAGAUGUUCAACAUGUUAAAAAUGUACAAUUGCACAUAUUUAGUGACGGUUCAGAACUUGGAUAUGGCGCGUGUGCAUACCUCAGGGUCGUUGAUGAAAAUGACAGAACUACGUGCUCUCUUAUGAUGGGAAAAGCUCGCUUAGCACCAAUAAAACAGGUUUCAAUACCAAGACUGGAAUUAUCAGGAGCUGUUACUGCUUGUCGUUUGUAUGACAUUUUGUCGGAUGAACUCGAAUUAAAGCUAAAUAAGGUUACUUUCUGGACAGAUUCAACGAUUGUGUUAGGGUACAUAAGAAAUACGUCACGACGAUUUAAAACAUUCGUAGCAAAUAGAUUGAGCGUUAUACAAAAUACAACAUCACUAGAUCAGUGGCGUCACGUUGACUCCAAACAAAACCCUGCUGAUAUAGCGUCAAGAGGCAUUGACGCCUGCGAUAGGAAAAAUCUUGAUAUUUGGUUGAACGGUCCAAAGUUUCUUCAUAAAAACUCCGAGCACUGGCCAAGGAACGUACUGGACGAAGAACUAGGGAUAUCUGAGACUGAUACGGAAAUCAAGAAGGAAAUAGCUGUACAUGCUACAACCACUAAUGCCAUCGACAAUUUGUUAGGAUACUUCUCCGACUGGAUAAAACUCAGACGAGCUAUUGCAUGGUUUAGGAGAUUUAAGAUUUAUUGCAGAAAUCGUUACCUUGGACAUCAUUUGCCGUGUAACAAUGGUAAACUUAAUGUAACAGAACUUAGGGAGGCAACCGAUGAAAUAUUAGCACAUGUCCAAAUGAGUUAUUUUUCAGAUGAAAUAACAAACUUGAAGAAAGCAAAGCCCGUGAAAAAAGGAAGCCGUAUUGCUUCUCUCCAUCCUGUUUUGGUUAAUGAACUUAUCCGAUCAAAAGGUCGCCUAAAUUAUGACUUAAGCACUUGUCCCGUGAUACUGCCAAACAAACAUCACGUAACUACGCUUAUAAUCCGUUAUUAUCACGAAACCACGGGACACGUGGGAAAACAACAGGUGCUUGCAGCUUCUCGUGAAAAAUAUUGGAUAUUGAAAGGAUUCAGUGCUGUGAAGACAGUUAUCGAUCGUUGCGUACCAUGCAAACGACAACAUGGUCCGUUUUGUAAACAGCAGAUGGCACCACUACUCGAGGAACAGAUGACUGCAGACAAACCUCCUUUUACCUUUGUCGGAGUUGACUAUUUUGGUCCAUUAAACGUUAAACUUGGACGGUCAGUUGUUAAGAGAUAUGGAUGCCUCUUUACGUGCCUUACAACAAGAGCGGUUCAUAUAGAAAUAGCACACAGUUUAAAUACGGAUUCUUUUAUUUCAGCCUUUCAACGCUUUACAAGUAGACGAGGCAUUCCCGAAAAGGUCUACAGUGAUAAUGGAACAAAUUUCGUUGGCGGUGAAAUCGAACUUCGAAAAAACAUUGAACAAUGGAAUAAAGCAACUAUAUCAAAUUAUAUGCUACACAAGGACAUUAUUUGGACAUUUAAUCCACCAUAUGCAAGUCACCGCGGUGGUGCAUGGGAACGAAUGAUUCGUUCAACAAGGAACAUUUUUAAAGCACUUAUCAAUCAACAACUACUUAGCGAUGAACAAUUACUGACAUUUAUGGCCGAAACUGAGCGUAUUAUGAAUGAUAGACCGAUAACAGCAAUAAGUGACGAUUGUCGUGAUUUACCCGUUUUAACGCCAAAUAUGCUAUUAUUGAUGAAGAGCAACACGUCAACACCACAAGGUGUGUUUGACAAAAAGGAUAUAUAUGCAAAACGAUGGUGGAAACAAAUACAACACCUAGCGAAUGAAUUCUAA